AGACAGUUUUGAUGUUUGAUAUGAGAAAAUGGCGUCCGUGAGCUUGGUGGUGGUAUUACGUGCAGUGAUAUAAACAUUGGAAAAAUAUCAACAUUUUUCAAAUAUGUACGUCUAAUGGGGUUUUUUAAUUAAGGAUUACAGUGUUAGUGUUGUGAAAAUGGCGGCGAAUAUGUAUCGUGUUGGAGAUUAUGUAUAUUUCGAGGCGUCUUCGACAUCCCCUUAUCAGAUCCGGCGUAUAGAGGAAUUAAAUAAAACGGCUACGGGAAAUGUAGAAGCCAAAGUGAUGUGUUUUUAUAGACGAAGAGAUUUGCCUAGCCAGCUGAUCCAGUUAGCAGACAAACACCAAUGUGCCUUAGACGAAUCUGGAGAAAGUCCCAUUCCCGAAAUGGGUGGUCGCGCCAGCGAGCUGCUCAGUCCGAAGCAGAGACACCAGAUGAAACAUCGAGAGCUCUUCCUUUCUCGUCAAGUGGAAACCUUACCCGCUACGCAUAUUCGCGGCAAGUGUUCCGUUACUCUAUUCAACGAAACCGAAGCUCUGGCAUCUUAUCUCAACAAAGAUGACAUGUUCUUCUACUGCCUUGUGUUCGAUCCUACGCAAAAAACCCUGUUAGCCGACAAAGGCGAAAUCAGAGUCGGCUCCCGGUACCAGUGCGACGUUCCUCCUAUGUUUAAGGAGACGGAAGAGGAUGAUCGUAAUCUAACCGAACUAGAAACUCUUAUUUGGACACCCGAUCAUAACCUCAGUGAUAGACAAAUAGAUCAAUUUCUGGUAGUGUCGAGAUCCGUAGGUACGUUCGCUAGGGCUUUGGAUUGUAGUUCGAGCGUUAAACAACCGUCUUUACAUAUGUCGGCCGCCGCGGCGAGUCGGGACAUAACCUUGUUUCACGCUAUGGAUACGUUACAUCGGCACACCUAUAAUUUAUCAAGUGCGUUGUGUUCGUUGGUGCCCUCCAGCGGGCCGGUGCUUUGUAGAGACGAAAUGGAGGAAUGGAGCGCCUCGGAAGCCAACCUCUUCGAAGAGGCAUUAGAUAAAUAUGGGAAGGAUUUUAACGAUAUUCGUCAUGAUUUCCUUCCAUGGAAAACACUAAAGAAUAUAAUAGAGUAUUAUUACAUGUGGAAAACUACGGACCGAUAUGUACAACAAAAACGAGUGAAAGCUGUGGAAGCGGAGUCAAAAUUGAAACAAGUCUACAUUCCUAACUACAAUAAACCAAAUCCUGCGGCAUUAAAUAAUAACAAAGGUGUUGUUAAUGGUAGUAACGGCAGCUCAGAUCCAGCGGUGUCUUUAGGUGGAAAGGCGUGCGAGUCGUGUAAUGUAACUGUAUCAAACCAAUGGUACGCCUGGGGUCCUUCGCAUAUGCAGUGUCGUCUGUGCCAAGCAUGUUGGCAAUAUUGGAAAAAGUACGGAGGGUUAAAAAUACCGACAAGAUUUGGUGACGGUGAUUUUGAAAACGGUGGCAAGAAAAAAUCGGGUAGUGACGUGGACGAAGAAAGAUUGCCUGGCAUGUCACAUCGGCCGCACCGUUGUAAUAUCGGCGGUUGUGGAAAGGAGUUCAAACUUAAAGCACAUUUAGGUAGACAUUAUGCCACUGCUCACGGACUAGUUAUCAGAUCUGGUUCACCAAGACCAAUUAUGAAAACUAGGACGGCGUUUUAUUUGUUCACGACGCCAAUUACUAGGAUUUCCAGAAGGUUGUGCAGACAUAUUAUGAGGCCGAGACACGCAGCCAGGGCUCCGUUCUUUGCUAUUAAUAUACAAGCUGUCAAACAGGAGUGCAGUAUACAAAUGGAGGGAAAAUCAUUACCUGAACUGAAACAACUGCUUGUGUACCGAAAAAAGAAUAGGGGUAGUGUGACAGCGAUAGCUACAAGACUGGGUAGACCGAGUCCGAUCGUUCCCCAAUGGUUAAUAUUAACUGACAAGGAUAUGCUGCCACAACCUGAUAGGGUGGCCUUCCCCAAGCCUCCGAAAGCUCCAGACGGCAGUCUUCUGUACGAGAGGGUACCUAACAAACCAGAAGCUGAGAAAAUACCUUUGAAUAACAUGUCGCCGUCGCUGAAGAGACGCGCUUAUGAUGAGAUGAACGGAAUGGACAGUGUCGCUCUGAGUGCUCCGCCACCGACGAAAAGAAUAACAAAGGAACCAAUCCAAGUGACGCGACCCGAACAAUUCCAAGCCCUAAUGGCCGCUCAAAUGUUACCUGCUCAACCGUUACCCCGUCACAUCGCACAAAUCAACGGCAAACCUAAAAUCGCACACAUGACGAGAACGGGUUCAGGUAGGAAACAAGUCAUAAGUUGGAUGGACGCCCCAGACGAUGUUUAUUUUAGAGCUACAGAGGCUAACAAAAAAAUUAGACGGCAAGUUACAUUAGCAGAACUAAGGCGAGGAGCCAGAAAACCAUGGAGGCAGUUGCGUACCAAAAUGGACGACCUGCAAGUGGUUGUGCUGGAUUGACAGUGAAUCCAAAUCUACAAACUGUAAAUUAACUUCGCCAAGUGCUCAUUGUGCCGAGGCACAGAUUUUAAGCGGACAUUUUUAUAGAAAAUAGGCCAGUCUGUGGAUAGUUAAUACGCGAAUCAGUUCGGUUCAUCUUGUUUUUGAUAAAUAAAAUCGUUUUGUUUAAUGG
This is a messenger RNA of Diabrotica balteata, 2630 nucleotides long. The record is from the annotation of a GenBank genome assembly. NCBI's taxonomy places the organism in Eukaryota, Metazoa, Arthropoda, Insecta, Coleoptera, Chrysomelidae.